ACUCCGCACUGCGCCUCCCACACCGCGAGCGACCGGCGGGCGUGCUCCGCCUCUGCGGCGUUUUUCCCUCGGGCACUUGAGCUAGCACCCCGCUGGGGCGUUGCUGCGAGGCCCUGCCGGCGCACGGGGCGGCAGCGGGUUGCCGGGGGUACGCGGCCUGGCUCGGCGGCGGCGGCAGCGGGAUGAGCGGCAAGGAAGGAUCGGGUGGGUUCAGAAAACGAAAACAUGACAAUUUUCCACGCGGUCAAAAAAGAGAGGAAAAAGAGAAUGUUACUCCAUCUUCAGCUUUGAUGACGUCUUUCAAAUCAUUUCAGCUGGAGCUUGACACCAGGCAUGAUAAAUAUGAACGGCUUGUGAAGCUCAGUCGUGACAUAACUAUUGAAAGCAAAAGAACAAUAUUUCUGCUCCACAGGUUUAUCAGUGCUCCCAAUGGGGAAGAAAUAUUAAAUGAAUCUGAAGUAAAACUAGAUGCUGUCCGACGGAAGAUUAAGCAGGUUGCACAAGAACUGAUUGGAGAAGAUGUGUAUCAGUUCCACAGAGCUAUAUCUCCAGGACUUCAGGAAUAUGUUGAGGCGGUCUCAUUUCAGUAUUUUAUCAAAACACGCUCUUUGAUUAGUGUUGAAGAGAUCAACAAACAACUAAUAUUUACAGCAGAAGACAGAGAAGAAACAACAAACACGACCUCAAGUUCCCAUGAUAAACAACCGCAUACUUGGAGCCUGAAGAUAACACCUGUUGAUUACCUGCUGGGAGUGGCUGAUCUAACUGGAGAGCUGAUGCGGCUGUGCAUCAGCAGCGUUGGAAAUGGUGACAUAGACACACCUUUUGAACUGAGCCAGUUCUUACGUCAGAUUUAUGAUGGUUUUACUUUCAUUGGCAACACUGGACCUUACGAAGUAUCUAAGAAGCUGUAUACCUUGAAACAGAGUCUGUCAAAAGUAGAGAAUGCCUGCUACACGUUAAAAGUACGGGGAUCUGAAAUCCCAAAGCACAUGCUGGCUGAUGUAUUCUCCACCAAAACAGAAUUGAUUGAUGAUGAUGGUCUUCCUUAAAAUAAGGAGACUGUUGCAACGCAGAAGGAGAGAGGACUUUCUAGUUACAGUUUUGGGGUUCUGACUCUUCUCAAAGCUUUUUAGGUAGAGACAUUUGUAGUUUUAUCUGAGAGAAUAUUGUUUGCAGUAGUUAAUUUGUAACCGAACAUACUUUUUCUGAUGUGCAAGAGAACAAAUGUUUGACUUUGUCCUUUCAGUUUGGAAUUUCCUGUAUUGCUCCAUUGUAUCUUCCUUCAGAAUUACCAGGAUUUCCACUGCACUCUACACCACUGACUGUCCUUCGUGUGAGUCACCUCAAACUGUUGUGUUUGCUGUUAACAGUUUUUGGCAAGCACAGCAGUGGAAUAAAAAUGGUGAGGUACUGGUAUUUAGCAUUAUCCAUGUAUUUCUGCUGACCUGUUUUUUGAGUAUUUGGGUUCUAAAAUAAUGUACCUAUCUAUGUGUAAGUUCAUUCCUUGUCUUGAAACUGAGGUAGUCUCAAAGGUGCCAUGUAACUGUAAGUUUUUUCUGAUUAAUGCUUUUGCAAAUGAAACUGAAACUAUGUCAACUUUUUGCCAGUUGAUAGUGAAGCUAAUUGCACCAGGUAAAUACUGCUGUGCACUCGUUAUUUUUGAGCUCUGUUUAAAUUGAGCUUUGUUCAAGUUAACACUGGUACUUCACAGUUUUGACAUGAGCUAGAAAAUCCACAAAAAUAAAAUUGUGGAAUAUAUUGGUUUGCAUUUUUUGUAAUACAGUUUAAUGCAGAAUCUGACAUCUUUCUGUCUGUAGACAAAAGCAUAAGGCUUUUCAAGUAGCAGGUUUUGGCCAAAACAAACGCGGUGUGGUGUUGGAAGUCUGUUCUCCAUUGUUUGUGCUGCCCUGAGGACCUCCAGUGGGGUUGAACUGGUAUAAGUGGGAAAGGGCUAGCCAAGCUUUAAAUAUCUGUUAGCAGGAACUGUAUCAUGUGCACGUUCCUAUGGAAAGGAAAUUGCAAACAGAAAUAAGGCAUACAUUCUGAUUUCCACAUUUAUCUUUGAGGUGAGUAUGUCACCACUGGCAAAAAAUCAGGGCUUUCUGCCGGUGUCUGAAGUUAUGAAAGUCUGAUAACGUACAUUAUGCUAAAGGAAAACAGAUAAAACAACAUGAUCUUUAGACUUCAGGAAAUAGGCCUCCCAACUGUAAUUGAAAAUACUGCAUGUUCUUUAUUUCCACUUCCAUAUACUGUGAUAGUGCCAAUAUUUUUCCCAUGAGCAUGUCCUGAAUAGCUGGGACCAUCUGAUACAUGGAUAGGAAUGGGUAAAUACAUUUCUAUCACAUUUUUCCAUUGUUUCCACAUAAAGCAAUAUAUGGUGGGUUGAACAAGGAGUGGCUUUUUUCCUAUUGUUAAAUACUAUUUUUUACAAUAAAUUCUAAAAACUA
Molecule: messenger RNA, 2450 nt
Organism: Pezoporus occidentalis (night parrot)
Lineage: Eukaryota; Metazoa; Chordata; Aves; Psittaciformes; Psittacidae
Gene: TSNAX
Product: translin associated factor X
Exons: 6
Coding region: 183-1052 (289 amino acids)
Cellular component (GO): cytoplasm; nucleus
Molecular function (GO): RNA endonuclease activity; sequence-specific DNA binding; RNA binding
Source: RefSeq, a predicted model, not a curated record